Molecule: messenger RNA, 513 nt
Organism: Protopolystoma xenopodis
Lineage: Eukaryota; Metazoa; Platyhelminthes; Monogenea; Polystomatidea; Polystomatidae
Source: the annotation of a GenBank genome assembly
AUGCAGGCCAUUGUUGGAGGUAUCGCAAGUCAUGGACAUGAAGCGGCGGCAAAGGUAGAGGCAUCUGAUUCAGCAGAGUCUCAGAAUGGUAGGAAAGAAGAUGACCUAGAACGCGUCGCUGUCUUUAAAGGCCUAGUGGCUUUGGGUGGUGUCUACUUCUUCUUCAUGGCUGAGAAACUUGUCAGUCUGAUCUCCGAAUACCGGGCCGAGAAGAAGGCUGCAAAGGAGGAAAGAGAGCGAUGUUUACGCAACCCCCGCCGGUCAAUGGAACCAAGACGAAUGAGUCAUGUGCGUGUUUCUAUCCCUUCUGCAGGAACAUUAGACGGCAACUUGCUAAAAGGCUCCCGCCUUUUUGAUCCUACUUGCCGACGGCAGUCAAGAGCAAUGUCUAUUGCAGGUGAAGAAAUCCUGACUACUGGCCUGACCAGUAAAGGUGAGAUGAACUCGACAUAUUUUGAUUUCCUCCGACUAAAGAAGAUUUUUGUACCGAAACUAGAAGGAUGCGACCUUUGA